AUGUCGUCACAAAUCCCCUAUCGUCUAUCUAUACGCCUUCGACCCGCCGUUUCUGCAACUCCAUCUCCAUCUCCAUCACAAAUCUUUGACGCUUCAGACCGACCCAGUACUCCAUUAUCUGAGGCGGGCGAUAGGAACACAAAUUUUAAUGAUUUGAGCAUUGAACUGCGUCGCAGGAUAUGGGAAAUUACAAUGCAACCAAGGGUGGUCGAGAUGCGUCCUUGUCGUCUCAAAAAGACACGACUAGAGUUGUAUGAGGAAAUGAUUUUGGAACGACCAAACGAACUGCCUCAUUACACCUUUCAACAACUUGGUCCACUCGCAAGGGAAAGAUGCCUUGAUUUGCAACAGAAAUACACAAAAGAGAACUGCGGUCGAUCUCGAUUAAAAGAAAUUCAAAGACUACCGAUAUUGGUCAACAAGGCGAUCAAAGUUUUAGUCAAAACUGCUGGCGAGGAUCCGAAUUACCUUUUUGACCUAGAAUCCAUCAUUUCCGCGUUCUUAUCGGUCAAUAUUCCAUUGGACUACAUGCCCUGUAUACUCGAGAUGACUACACUGGAGUUAAUUAUCUUCGUCAAAUUAACAUUCCCCUCUGACGUGACUCCUGAUUUCAAGUACGAGGACGAUUCGGACCAAGAAUAUGACUACAAAUGUCUUUCGAGAGGAAUAUGGGGGCUGAGUACAGAGACUCCUACCCCAAAUAUAUUAUUGGUCUGCCGAGAGUCCUACGAAGUUGGAAUCCGGCAUUACAAAAGAUGCUUCCUCCCAUAUCAAAGUGCCCCGGGAGCUUGGUUUGAUCUUGAAAGGGACACCCUAAUAUUCAGAUCUGAUGGAAACGAGGGAGGGACGCCUGAUUGGGCUUAUGGCCAAGCUUGGCUCACAGCAUACGGGCAUUUCGAAAAAACGCUCCGGGACUGCUGUGACUAUACGAAGCUCGCAAUGGAGCUGAAAAAUGUGUCUGUGAUUGUUCAUCCAAGUCUCAAGGCGCUUUAUCACGGCUACUACUUGACUUUGUGUCUCGGGAAAGUGCAUGAGAUGUUCCUGUGUCUGAACAAAUGCUCCAUGAUGCACACACUAUACACACGAAAUGACGACGACGUUGAGGAAAGCGCACUCUUACCACUCCUGGACUGUGCUGAAGCUUGGGAAUCUUACAAUGCUAUAACACCGAGACGCUGGCAAUUCACUCGCAAGCCCUCGAUGCAGGUAACUCCCAGCUUAGACGAUCUACCGGCAGAGUACUUUGUACUGGAUAUUGGAGAUAACGGAUUGGUAUGCGCGUCGUGGACAAGAGAAAAUGACAAAGGAGUCUUUCGAGAAUUCAAAUUCUUCGACGACAUCGUUGCUGCCAGAAAGUUUGCCGCACGGAGUGUGAAACUUGUCGUGAAGAAAAAGCCUGUCGUACCCGUGCCGAGAAUCAUUUUGAACACCAAAUUCAAGGCGAGAAUGAAGGAAAUGGAGUGCUCUGCAGAGUCUUCGACUGGAGAUACGGGUUGUGUGAAGUCUAAUAUGGUUAGGUCAGAGGUCGCGUCGACUGCUAGUAAUGGUUCGAAGUCUGAUUAUGGUACACGUACUCCUGGUUCUCAUGGCAUGGAGAACAACAGCAAUCCUUCUCGUAGACAAACGAGAUCCAUGACCAAAUUGUGGUCUGGUGAUAGCGAAGCAAAAAUGACUGAGUAA
Molecule: messenger RNA, 1680 nt
Organism: Hymenoscyphus albidus
Lineage: Eukaryota; Fungi; Ascomycota; Leotiomycetes; Helotiales; Helotiaceae
Source: the annotation of a GenBank genome assembly